CAGCAUCACAACAGACACAUGCACACAUCGUGCUCCUGCUGCUGCAUGCAGCUCGGGAGACUUUCACCCAUUCAUGGAUACUGACAGUACAUGGCAACUGCUGGGAAGUGUUGAGAGCAACAGCAGCGGCAGCCACCCUGGCAUUGACAACACCAGACACAGCUUCAGAGUAAACCCUUGUCGCGUCAAAAGCACCAGCAGCAGUCAUCACACACACGCUGCGAGCGCCACUGCCGCCAGCAUUUCUCGCAUCGUUAUCCCAGGACAGCAGGUCUAAGAUGGGCUGUUCUUCCGGUCGCCAGCCCCCGGCCCUUCACCCGGACCUGGACUGCAGCAACAACAGCGAGGCCAACAGCUUGCCCCAGGACUCUGAGAAUCAGAAUCAAGGUCUGAAUGGCCUCGGGGAAGGGGAGAGGAGCAUUGGAAGGGACCCUGCCAAACCUCCGGAGACUCUCCACACGCUGGAGCGGCUGGCCCAGGCUACAGGCGGGACGGAGAAGUCCUGGUAUCGCUGUGUGUUUCCGUUUGGUGUGAUUUCCCUAGUGAUUGGCAUGGCCGGCACUGGGGUGACAUUUACCUUCAACACGCUGCUCCAGACCAAAGUGGUGUCGCUGGCACUGCUCUGUGUUGGCGUAGUGAUGCUGAUCGUGGCCGCCGUUUGCUGGAGGGCCCACAGACUGCGGAGGAGGAAAAAGAAGGAAGGUGGAUACUUCACCGUUGAUCAGGGCACUUUGUGAUGGAGGGCGGACUGAUCCGUGUUAGUCCCGACAGAGCACUUCGAGUAGGAGCUUCAUGAAUGAGAAGGACAAGCUCAAUAAGGAGAAGGAGAUGUAGGGACAUCUGAGCGUUUCCCCUCGGCACCAGGGCAGAGGGCGAAGACGGCAGAGGAGUUGGAUUAUGUUGAAAAUAUUAUUGUACCGCGGAAACUUUGCGACAGUGAUUAGCUAUUGGGAAAAUGCCACUUUAGCAAAGGGAUCUUCACCAUCCUGAGCAAAUGCAAAUGGAUGAGCAUGCUUCACUCUAAAAUUACCCCUCACCUCUUCUGUUGAUUCCUUUUAUGGAUUUACCUGAGGAUCCGGUGGAGCCCAGUGCACGUUAUAGAGCGCUCCGAGGCUGGGCUCCUUGUGUGAGGGGAAAUGUAUGAGAAAUAGGCAUCUCGGGAACAGUUAUUUGACAACUCCUGAACCUCUGUCUGCAGCUUGACACUGCACAAUCUCCUUGUGUGAGACGGGAGGUGUUACAAACACGUCUGCCUGCCCGGAACAUCUGCACCAGCUUAUCAUCAAAGUGAUCGCAGCCGCGUGCUGUUGGUUUGUAGAGAGACAAUACGUCCCGCCAAUGGAAGAGAAACUCACAAGCGCAAGUGUGAAACCUCGGCUUAGCUCGCAGUGACGGAAACAUAAUUUGCCCUCCCUGACAAAACCACGGUGGUGGUGCCCUUUUGCACGCACAGCACUUUGCCUCCAACUGCUCCAGUGCAGCUGCUCAUCAGGCGGCAAGCGGCAGACAGGGCGGCGCAAAGUGAGAGGUCGCUCCUGAAAAGGAAGUUGUGAAUCAGGCAAAAUCCUGCAGAAAGAGCUGCCGUGCUGAGGAAGUUUUCACAGGAUUCUGUACACAUGCGGCCUCCCUCUCUCAUGUCCCGCGUGUUUCCGUCUACAGUCCAAUUGAGCGUGAUCGAAACACAAAGGUCGACACUUGUGUCUCCUGCCAUCAAGCUGUGCGAUGGAUAACCACGAUCCAGCUGUGCUCGAUCAAUAGAACGCGCUACUCCGAGAGGUAUUACACUUUAGCGGUAAUGGGAUACAUUUUGAGUCCCUGCAGACAAAACUGCUCUCCCCCAGCAAUUUGGACUCGUCACUUGAGCAUCAAUACGACAAGAAAAUCCCGUUACUAACACACCACGGUGGGCACGGACCAACAAAGAGAAAUUGUACCCAUACCCGCCUGAUUCCUCUGAUCCUCGCCCUCCUGCUGAGGCGAACACAGGCGACACCGUUUGACAUUUAUGUGCGAGCGGUGAGGGAAAACAAAAAAAUCAAUUCUGCCUUUCUUUGUACCAAGCUGUCUCCAGCUCUGCGCGGGAAGGGGUUUACAAUGUUGUUCAUAGAGGUGCCUGGAUGUGAGAAAUGGAUGUUAAAUGAACUCUUCCCCGGGCGCAAGAGGCUCAACCAGAUUUAACCUGUCGUUCCUUGUAAAAUCAAGGGGGUUCUUUUUCUCCCUCUUAUUUGAGGAGCGAAAAAUGUAGCAGUAAGGACAGCCACCUUAGCUAUAAUAGUGGUUGGUCCUUAGCAGCCGGUGGUGUGGUUUUUGAGGAAGACCCAGGAGCUUCUUUGUCAGCUGAUCUUGUAUACAAGAUUUAUAAUACUUGUAGACUGAUGAUAAGUGGUCCAUUUUUUUGCAUGGAACUACAUCAGUUACCAUGCGGCGCAGCAACUGUCGAAGUGUGUUUGUGUGCAUGUGCACUGUACACACCAGAGCGACGCAACAUUUUUUCCUUUUUUCUUUGGUUUCCCCCACAUCCGACUGAAUUAUUACUAUACUGAGUAUUCUUAUAAGUCACAUAUCGCAAAUACUGUAGGUACUGUGUUUAACUACGAGUGUAGCCACAUUUCUGAAUGUACCUCCAACAGUGAGUGUCUUACGAACAUCCCUGUACAGACUGUAACGAUUAUUUAUGUAUCUUCUAUUUUGAGUCGACAGAGUAAAUUCAGACAUGCAGUCCACUCUGUACCAAUUUGAGGCAUGUUGCCGUCACUAUGGUUUUCUAUUUGUUUCAAUAGCUCUUUGGUUGUGAUGAUUUGAAAGUGUGUUACAGUGGGUUUCAAUUGUAAUUGUUUCAUUCCAAAAUUAAAGCUCCUAAUUAAAGCUAUUUUUUAAAUACUAUUUUUUAAUAUCUAUACAAGACUUGACAAAUAUCCUUAGUUUUGGAAUGAAACUCUUCAGUUUGCUUCAGUGAUUCGCUUGAGUUUUAUUGGCAUGGCCCGGCUUUUCUCUGAGUGCCUUUUACUUGCGACAUCAAUAUUUCUCUGUAAGGUGCAGUUAAUGUAAGCUGUGCAGGCGUACAGCAGGCUAGUGACAGCGCAGCUAUAGAGAGGCAGAAAUAUUUCCUGUGUUUCAGUGUGAAUGUUUCAGUGUACACGACGUGAGUUUUAGUCACAAUUCCUUUAGUAAAAACACAGAAAUACCAAAUAUAUAUAUCAAGAAGCUUAUUUUUGUCUCUUUUUAAAUGUGUGUGAGAUUUUACAUUUGUUGUUGUUGUUUACAGGUAUCAGACGAAGAGCUGAAUUAAAUGCAAAUGUUUUGGAAAAA
Molecule: messenger RNA, 3309 nt
Organism: Scophthalmus maximus (turbot)
Lineage: Eukaryota; Metazoa; Chordata; Actinopteri; Pleuronectiformes; Scophthalmidae
Product: transmembrane protein 100-like
Exons: 2
Coding region: 279-737 (152 amino acids)
Biological process (GO): cellular response to BMP stimulus
Source: RefSeq, a predicted model, not a curated record